AUGGAUUCAGAUAAACUUAUUUAUGGGAUGCGCAUCUCGAGGCACAGCGUCAGGAUUCAACAGCCAGGAUCGUGCGGCCGGGGUGCAAAUAUAGGCUGCCGCCCACCCCACCAACUCUCCCACUUCCCCUCAAAAAAAGGAGAAAACCAACUCUCCCACUGCCUGCCGCCAUCCAUGGCCGCCACCCUCUUCCGCCUCUCCCGGCCCCGCCGCGCGCUCCUCCCGUUCUCCGCCCUCCGCGUCCCUCUCUCCACCCAGCCCCUCCCGCAACCCCGGGACCCUUCCUCCCCCAACUCCAGCGGCGGCCUUCCCGCCUUCCUCUCCUUCCUCGCCGCCGCAGCCGCAGGCGGAACCGCCGCUUCCGUCGCUCUCUGCGAUGCCGGCCCCGACCACCGGUACGUGGGUGGGAAAGACAGCACCGAGCUGGUGGUGCGUGGGGAGCGCAAGCGCGUGCCACAGGAGUUCAUGCAAGAGCUCGCAUCCUUCCUCGGGGACAACCUGACGGUGGAUUACGAGGAGAGGAGCUUCCACGGGAAGCCGCAGAGCAGCUUCCACAAGGCGGUCAACGUGCCCGACGUCGUCGUCUUCCCAAAGUCCCAGGAUGAGGUACGGAAGAUUGUGAUGAUUUGUAACAAGUACAAGGUGCCAAUUGUACCAUAUGGUGGGGCUACAUCAAUUGAGGGCCAUACGUUGGCACCUCAUGGUGGCGUUUGCAUUGACAUGUCUUCAAUGAAGAAAAUCAAAUCCCUGCAUCUUGAGGAUAUGGAUGUUGUAGUUGAACCAGGAGUUGGAUGGAUUGAGCUGAAUGAAUACCUGAAACCCCAUGGUCUCUUUUUCCCUCUUGACCCAGGACCUGGAGCCACUAUUGGUGGAAUGUGCGCUACACGAUGUUCUGGUUCAUUAGCCGUGAGGUAUGGAACUAUGCGGGACAAUGUGAUCAAUCUUCAGGUUGUUCUACCAGAUGGCGACGUUGUCAAGACCGGUUCUCGGGCUCGAAAGAGUGCAGCUGGAUAUGACCUAACUCGGUUGAUCAUUGGAAGUGAAGGGACUUUAGGGGUAAUUACAGAAGUGACUUUACGACUUCAAAAGCUCCCAUCUCAUUCCGUGGUUGCUAUGUGCAAUUUUCAAACUGUUAAGGAUGCUGCUGAUGUUGCUAUUGCAACAAUGCAUUCUGGCAUACAGGUCUCGAGAGUGGAAUUGUUGGAUGAGGUUCAGAUAAGGGCAAUAAACAUGGCAAAUGGUAAAAUCUUGCCUGAAGUGCCGACCUUGAUGUUUGAAUUCAUAGGGACAGAAGCAUAUGCACUUGAACAAACGUUGUUGGUUCAAAAGAUUGCUGCAGAGCACCAUGGUUCUGAUUUUGUUUUUGUGGAAGAGCCAAAUGCUAAAGAGGAACUGUGGAAGAUCAGGAAGGAGGCACUUUGGGCUGGUUUUGCCAUGGAACCUGAUCGUCAAGCUAUGAUAACGGACGUUUGUGUCCCAUUGUCUAGACUUGCAGAAUGCAUAUCUGUGUCUAAGCAACUACUUGAUGCGUCACCAUUGACUUGUUUGGUUAUCGCCCAUGCCGGUGAUGGAAAUUUCCACACAUUUAUCCUAUUUGAUCCAAGCCAGGAGGAAGAGCGAAGGGAAGCAGAGAGACUAAACCAUCUCAUGGUUCAUACUGCUCUGUCCAUGGAAGGUACAUGCACAGGAGAGCAUGGUGUUGGCACGGGGAAAAUGAAGUACCUAGAGAAGGAGCUGGGGAUGGAGUCACUGAGGACGAUGAAAAGGAUAAAGGUCGCGCUGGAUCCCAACAACAUCAUGAAUCCAGGAAAGCUCAUCCCACCCCACGUCUGCAUAUGACCAAUCAAGUGACUGAUUCCAUGCCAGUG
Molecule: messenger RNA, 1868 nt
Organism: Triticum aestivum (bread wheat)
Lineage: Eukaryota; Viridiplantae; Streptophyta; Magnoliopsida; Poales; Poaceae
Product: D-lactate dehydrogenase [cytochrome], mitochondrial-like
Exons: 17
Coding region: 1-1839 (612 amino acids)
Biological process (GO): lactate catabolic process
Cellular component (GO): mitochondrion
Molecular function (GO): FAD binding; D-lactate dehydrogenase (NAD+) activity; D-lactate dehydrogenase (cytochrome) activity
Source: RefSeq, a predicted model, not a curated record